This is a messenger RNA of Coffea arabica (coffee), 1239 nucleotides long. The record is from RefSeq and is a predicted model, not a curated record. NCBI's taxonomy places the organism in Eukaryota, Viridiplantae, Streptophyta, Magnoliopsida, Gentianales, Rubiaceae.
AUGAUUAAUGCACUUUUUUGGAAUAUUAGAGGAGUUUCUAAGGCUCCUAAUUUGAGAAGGCUUAAAAAGUUAAUUCGGUUGUAUAGUGUUCAGUUGGUAGCUAUUUGUGAACCAAAACUAGAUGUGGUGAGCAUUGAGUCCAUGCGUGUUCGGUUAUCGUUUGAUGUCGUGGUGGUGAACUUGUCAGAAGACAUUUGGGUUUUUAUAAUUUACUGUUUGUUUGUUCGAUUGCUGGAAAUUCUUCUCAGCAUAUUUCGCUUUGGUGCAUCAUCCGUGGAUGCCCCAAGCCUUGCGCUUCUCGUUUGUGCAUGCCAAGUGCACAGUGGAGGAGCGGCAAGGCUGUGGCAAGCUUUAUUGCUUGAGAAACCGGCGUCUCAACCAUGGUGUAUCUGCGGGGACUUCAAUGUGACCAUCUCUCCUCAUGAAAAGAAGGGGGCCGUCCUUUUGGCGUCUCGGAGGGAUUGGAACUCAUGUUCUAGUUUCACUUGGUGCAACAAUCGUCACGGAAGGGCUAGAAUCUGGAAGAGGUUGGAUAGGCUUCUAGUCAAUGCGGAUGCUCGACUUACCGGCGCAUUUCGCUUGGCAGGAGGAUCACCCAUGUGGGUUCUGUCUUCCAAACUGAUACAUACUAGACGUUCCAUCCAGGAGUGGAAUAAGCACACGUUUGGGAACAUAUUUGAUGCGUCACGUGAGGCUGAGUGUGCAGUGUGUAGGGCAGAGGCAAGGUUGGAGACUGAAGGAUCAGAUGAGGCUCAAGUGGAGCUUAAUCUCGCACAGGCGCAGAUGAAUCAUGCUUUGUCAGUCGAAGAGCAGUUUUUGGAGGCAGAAGGCAAGGGUGAAAUGGUUACGUCACGGGGAUGGCAACUCCAAAUUCUUCCAUGCUGUCUUGAGGCAGAGGCGGUGCAAGGGGUCAUUCAUAGGAUUAGGAACGUGCAUGGUGCUUGGGUCGAAACGGACGACGAGAUAUCCAAUGAAGCUAAUGCUCACUUGGAGUCUGAUCCAUCUUUCGAGGAGGUGCGGAGGAUCGUUUUUGACAUGGACGGUGAGAGUGCUGCUGGUUCGGACGGUUUCACCGGGUUUUUCACUUUUGCUUGGGAGGUGAUUGGGCAAGAUAUUUAUAAUGCGGUGUUGAGCUUCUUCUGCGGGGUGGAGUUACCUCGCUUUGUCACCUCUACUUCUAUAUAUCUUGCUCCCGAAAGGCCCGAACCCUCAGGAUUUCUCGCAGUUCAGACCGAUUAG